UACAUUCCGAGUGUGCGUCGAGAGGGGAAAGACACUGAACACUGGAGUCCCGACCGCUCAGGAUAACUACUGAACAACGAAGAACACUUUCCCGGACACAUUCGAGAUGGAGGAGAAAGGCCCUGAUGCGGAGAAGGUUGCGGAGCUAAAGCUGUUCGUGGAGCAGUGCAAAUCCAACCCUUCGAUCCUACGAGACCCAUCUCUUGCUUUCUUCAAAAGCUAUCUGCAAAGUAUGGGCGGUCGAAUUCCACCAGAAGCUUCUGAUUCAGAUAAAGGUGUUGAUGACUUUCUAGAUUCUGAGAAACAUGAUACUGGAAGACCCAGCCCAUCAGGUGAUGAUAAGUUGGAUGAGGACAUUAUUGAGUCUGACAUUGAGUUGGAUGACACUGAUGUUUUGGAGCCUGAUAAUGAUCCUCCACUGAAGGUGGGUGAUCCUUCUAUUGAAGUAACCGAAGAAAAUAGGGAUGAUGCUCAAAUGUUAAAAUCAAAAGCUAUGGAUUCAAUUUCUGAAGGUAAACUGCAUGAAGCCAUAGAUUAUCUAACGGAAGCUAUCAUGUUGAACCCAAGCUCAGCUAUAUUAUAUGCAACUAGAGCUAGUGUUUCUGUUCAAAUGAACAAGCCAAACGCUGCAAUACAUGAUGCUGAUGCAGCUUUGCAGAUCAACCCUGACUCAGCAAAAGGGUACAAAAUACGAGGAAUGGCACGAGCCUUGCUGGGCCAGUGGGAAGAAGCAGCAAGAGAUUUGCAUGUAGCAUCAAAGUUAGAUUAUGAUGAGGAGAUCAGUAUGAUUCUUAAAAAGGUUGAACCUAAUGCACGCAAAAUUGAAGAGCACCGGAGAAAAUAUGAACGCCUACGCAGAGAAAGGGAGCUAAGAAAAAUCAAGCAUGAGAGGCAACAUCGACAAGCUGAAGCUCAGGAGACUUAUGAAAGGGAAAAGAAGAUGGGACAAUCUUCAGAGAGUAAAUCUUCUGAUCCGGUAGCUGAGUCUGCCUUAAAGGAUGAUUCUGACCGCACCACCUCUGUAUUCAAUAUGCAGAUCCUUGUCUGUCUAAUAUCUGAAGUCCCAUUUGUGUCUCCAAUAGUCCAUUUUAAUAUUUUAGUUACUUUCAAUUUUUCUUAAUAUUGGUUUGGUAUUUUGUAGUUUGGAUUUGGUUUGGGUUAACUUUUUGAUGGAUAGUUUGACAGUGGCUGAGGGGUAUUUAGAAGCCAGAUACAGUGGUUGUCGUAGGUAAAUGUGGGAAGCUAUGCUAAUGAUCCUGACUGUGGGUCACCGUGUUGGUUGUAAAUUGGGAUGUAGUUUUGUUGGAGAAUGGAGAGAUUGGCAAGAAGAGAAAAAGGAUGGAGGAGAAGGUGGCAAAAAGGGUGAAGAUGUGAGAAGCUUAUGUUCCAUGCUAUAGAGGUAGAGAGAACAGCAAUGGAAGAUGAUGAAUAAAGUUGUUGGGCAUGUUAGCAGAAGUGACAGUUGUGAUGGUCCAAGAUUACGAUAAACUGAGAUGGUUUAUCUCAUAACUUUGUGUGAUAUGGUUAGUACAGUAAUGAGAAGUUUCAGUAUUUGUAUAUAUCUAGCUGGACGCCGAGAAUAUGUUUAUCCAUAUAACCACUCUUCUGUUUAUUUUAUUUUAUUUGUGGCUGAAACACACAACUCUAGUGA
Diospyros lotus (date-plum) is the source of this 1651-nucleotide messenger RNA. Its product is annotated as TPR repeat-containing thioredoxin TDX. Bases 107 to 1120 code for a protein of 337 amino acids. NCBI's taxonomy places the organism in Eukaryota, Viridiplantae, Streptophyta, Magnoliopsida, Ericales, Ebenaceae. The record is from RefSeq and is a predicted model, not a curated record. The transcript has 11 exons. Gene Ontology annotation, molecular function: protein dimerization activity; Hsp70 protein binding.